GCCUUUUCUUUGGACCAAAAUUCCAGCUCACAAGAUUUAACCCAAACACCCUUUACUCAUUUCACGUCUGUCUCGUCCCUCUCUCUCUCUCCCUCUCUCUUUUCCUGUUCUUCAUUAUCAUAGCAGAGAAGAAUGCAAACCCAUGUAUAAAACUACAAGCCAAGCCGAAUCACAUUGCCACACGAGCAAGCCAUAGAUCCAAAGUUUUAAGCUUUUUAACCAAAUAAACAAAACCCAUUCAGUCAAAUCCUCCAACUUUCUCAACCCGCCAUUGAAAUGGGUGGUCUGAGAGAGUCAUGGUGCUUCUGCAAAGGAGUGAGCAAGUCUGAGAAAAUGAAGGCCGCCAUUUUCUCCGGCAAGGCUCCGGCCAUGGCCAGAAUUUUCGGCCCCGGAAAUGGGAUCUCCGGUACCGGAUUCCUGAUCCACAGAAGCCUCCUAUUGACCACCCACGUCAACCUUCCGUCCGUGGCAGCUGCGGAGAGCUCCGAGAUCCGGCUGCAAAACGGUGUCGCUGCAACUCUCGUUCCCCAAAGAUUUUUCAUCACCAGCUCCAUUUUAGAUCUUACAAUAGUAGGUUUGGAUGCGGUGGAUGGAGAUUCAAAUGCCCAUUGCCACCCUCACCACUUGAAGACCUGCUCUAAACCAACCCUGGAUCUGGGCAGUGUAGUUUACCUUCUAGGCUACACAGAGAAAAAGGAAUUAACAGUAGGCGAAGGUAAGGUAGUGAUAGCCACUGACAAUCUCAUAAAAUUGUCGACUGAUGGAGUGAUGUGGAGCCCUGGUUCAGCUGGAUUUGAUGCGCAAGGAAAUCUUGCAUUUAUGAUAUGUGAUCCUAUGAAAUUAGCAACAUCGCCAAACACCAAAUCCUCAUCAACUUCGUCAUCAUCAACGUCAUCAUGGAAGAAGGAUCUUCCUAUGCAAUUUGGUAUCCCCAUUCCAAUAAUUUGUGAUUGGUUAAAUCAGCACUGGGAAGGUAGCCUUGAUGAUCUUAACAAGCCUAAGCUACCACUCAUUCGAUUAAUGUCUUCUGGCCAGAAAAGUGAGCACUCUUGUGCUUCCUUCACACAGCGGCGGGUUUUUAAGUCAACUGAAGCUGAUAAUGAUGGAACAACUUCUUCAUCAAACACAGUCUCAAAAACAAGGGACCAGCCUAGACCAAGCUGCUCUGCUGCAGCAAACACUGUUGAAGAAGAGGCCCUAACAAGUGAUCCUCAUGCUGCCCAUGUACAGGGCAUUCCUACUCCAGAAAUCUAUGAAUCACCCAAGUUAACAGCUAUUCCUAUUAGGAGAAAAGAAGGUUCCCCGAUUCAGCUAUUGGACAUUAAUUUUCCCCCAAGGGUUGCAAAACCAGCAGUUCUGCCACAGCCGACCAAAAAGUUACCACCGAAUUCUGAUGAGAAUUUUGUCAAGGUGCCUCCACCGCGAAGCCCAAUAAGAGAAGAACACCAAAUUAAGAACAGAGGACCAACCAGUCCUGACGCUGAUGCUGAAAUUGCCUCAACAGGUUCUGUAAAUGGGGCCCAAAGUGAGGUUCAGUCUAGUUCAUUCCCACUAGAAGUUUCAGAUAUGCAGAAUGGGUAUAGCAGUGAAGGAGAGACUAUGUACUCCGCAGAAACUGCUGAGAGUCGAAAUUAUACUAGUCCUGCAGAGGGAAAGUUUCAACAAGUGGGAAGGAGCCAAAGUUGUGUGAAUUAUAAUAGAUGGGGAGCCGCGCAAAGUAAUCCAGUGGCUCGCAGGGCAUUGCUAGAAAAGCAAAGGAGCUUUAUCCAUGGAAGGAAGAUGCAUUCACAAGGGGCAACUUCUCAAAGGAGCAAUGACUACUACAGCCCAACUGUCUCCUCAAUCAUGAAGAAGCGCAACUCAGAGCAGCCCGUCAGACCCCGGCAAAGUGCUGUUCAUUCCUCUCCGAAAUGGAAUUUCUAAGUGAUUCUUGACAAAGAUGAUACCUGAAAGUGAUUAACAACGAAAAUAUAGUGUUUUGUGGUGUUUGAGUUAACGCCCAUUUCUUUCCACUAUGGUAUAGUGUACAAAUUUGUUGUGACUGUGAAGAGACAGAUCAGGUGAAUAAGAAAAUUCAGCAUAUUGUAAUUUUGCACGUGAGGAGUCAUGUAGUUACUGGUUACAUAUCAUCUAUAAAUUUAUUUUUUGAGGGGUAAAA
Molecule: messenger RNA, 2158 nt
Organism: Prunus dulcis (almond)
Lineage: Eukaryota; Viridiplantae; Streptophyta; Magnoliopsida; Rosales; Rosaceae
Exons: 2
Coding region: 277-1923 (548 amino acids)
Source: RefSeq, a predicted model, not a curated record